This is a messenger RNA of Ornithorhynchus anatinus (platypus), 4643 nucleotides long. RefSeq names its product probable C-mannosyltransferase DPY19L1. Bases 264 to 2234 code for a protein of 656 amino acids. Lineage: Eukaryota; Metazoa; Chordata; Mammalia; Monotremata; Ornithorhynchidae. Gene Ontology annotation, molecular function: mannosyltransferase activity. The record is from RefSeq and is a predicted model, not a curated record. Gene Ontology annotation, cellular component: nuclear inner membrane. The transcript is spliced from 22 exons.
GGAGCAAGGCCAGGGAGGCGGCGGCGCCUCGGUCGGGGCCGCGGCCUCGCCGGGCAGCCGGGGAGCCCGAGCCGGCCGGGGAGCGGGCCGAGCCCCCGGAGCAGCGGCCGGUCCUGCCCGGGGGCGCCGCGCCCUCCCCGGGGCGGCGGGGGACGUGCGGGCCGCCGGGCCGGAGGAGGCCUCAGCCCCUGCUGCUGCUGCUCGCCCGCCUGGCCGCCGCACUGCGCGCCAAGCUGCGCCUCCGCCGCCACCACGGCGCCUGGAUGUGCACCACCGGACUCCUCGCCGCUUUUGCUGGAGUUUUGCACUGGAGUCAUAUAACAAGUCUUUUUGAAAAUGACCGCCAUUUUUCUCACCUCUCAACUCUGGAGAGGGAGAUGGCUUUUCGCACUGAAAUGGGACUUUAUUACUCUUACUUUAAAACAAUAGUGGAAGCACCUUCAUUUUGGAAUGGAGUCUGGAUGAUUAUGAAUGACAAACUCACUGAACACCCUCUUGUGAUAAAUACAUUGAAGCGGUUCAAUCUCUACCCGGAGGUAGUCCUAGCCAGCUGGUACCGCAUAUACACAGGGGUGAUGGAUUUUUUUGGCAUCCAGACCAAGAUAUGCUGGACUGUUACCAGGGGAGAUGGGCUUAGUCCUGUUGAAAGCUGUGAAGGAUUGGGAGAUCCAGCUUGCUUUUAUGUUGCUAUGAUUUUUGUUUUAAAUGGAUUAAUGAUGGCAUUCUUCUUCAUAUAUGGCACAUACCUAAGUGGGAGUCGUCUGGGAGGCCUAGUUACAGUGCUAUGCUACUUUUUCAAUCAUGGAGAGUGUACACGUGUGAUGUGGACCCCACCCCUUCGUGAAAGUUUUUCAUACCCAUUCCUUGUACUUCAGAUGUUGCUGGUGACUCACAUUCUCAGGGCUUCAAGUGUUCACAGAGGAAGUUGGAUUGCACUUUGCAUUUCCAAUAUCUUUUUCAUGCUUCCCUGGCAGUUCGCUCAGUUUGUUCUUCUCACUCAGAUCGCCUCAUUAUUUGCUGUCUAUGUUGUGGGUUAUGUGGAUUCAUGCAAACUACAGAAGAUUAUCUAUGUACACAUGGUCUCUCUUGCAUUGUGUUUCAUUCUGAUGUUUGGGAACUCAAUGUUAUUAACAUCCUACUAUGCCUCUUCUUUGGUAGUAAUUUGGGGUAUCCUUGCAAUGAGAUUGAAUAUCCUGAAGAUGUAUGUAUCUGAACUUGGCAUGUGGGUCUUUCAAGGAAUCAGUUGCUUCUUUGGAACAGUAAUUCUGAAAUCCUUGACAUCGAAAAUCCUCGGUGUUACAGAUGAUGCUCACAUUGGCAAUCUUUUAACAUCAAAAUUCUUCAGCUACAAGGAUUUUCAUACUUUAAUGUACACCUGCGCUGCAGAAUUUGAUUUUAUGGAAAAGGAGACUCCACUGAGAUACACAAAGACAUUGCUACUCCCAACCGUUGUUAUGGUUUUUGCUGCAAUUGUAAAAAAGACUGUUUGUGAUCUUUUGGGGGUGCUAUCUAAGAAGAGUCCCUGUGGAAGAAAACAAAAUUUUGAUCGUGGAGAGCUGGUUUAUCAUGCGCUGCAGCUGCUGGCAUAUACUGCCCUUGGGAUUUUAAUUAUGAGACUGAAACUCUUUCUGACACCACACAUGUGUCUUAUGGCUUCCUUGAUCUGCUCAAGACAGCUGUUUGGAUGGCUCUUGUGUAAGGUGCCCCCGGCAACAGUUGUGGUGGCCAUGCUGACAGUUAUGUCCAUUCAAGGUUCUGCCAACCUCCAGAGCCAGUGGAACAUCAUAGGGGAGUUUAGUAAUGUGCCCCAGGAAGAACUUUUAGAGUGGAUCAAAUUUAACACCAAACCAGAUGCUGUAUUUGCAGGCGCAAUGCCUACCAUGGCAAGCGUGAAGCUCUCUGCUUACCGACCCAUUGUUAACCACCCACACUACGAGGAUGCAGGCCUGAGGGCUAGAACGAAAAUAGUUUACUCCAUGUACAGCCGAAAGACUGCAAAAGAAGUGAAGCAAAAGUUGUUAAAGUUGGGCGUGAAUUACUACAUUUUAGAAGAGUCCUGGUGUGUCAGGCGAACCAAGCCUGGAUGCAGUAUGCCUGAAAUCUGGGAUGUGGAAGACCCUUCCAAUGCCGGCAAAACUCCACUCUGUAACCUGUUGGUCAAAGAUUCACGGCCACACUUCACUACAGUGUUCCAGAACAACGUUUACAAAGUCCUGGAAGUCAAAAAAGGCUGAUCCUCCGCCUGGCUCUGCUGCCUGAAGAAUUUUGGUAAAAACUGCAAUGAAACAUUUAUGCCAAGGAAUCCUGAAUUGAUCGCUUUCAUUCAAGUCCUAAAACUUUUUUAGAGGAAACUGUUUCUAGACGGAACACAUUUUAGGAGAGUCUUUCACUUUCGCAAAGCACUUACUCUUCCGUCUCCCAUCAGGUGUUCAUUCCAGGUGCUCUGCGAUUGGUCAUCUUUGCACCAGCCGCUGGUUAACUACCCUUGGCCAAAAGAUGAGGAAACAUGAAAUUACAAGGUGAGGAAAAUGGCCUUACCCAAGGAAUGGCAACUCCAGGAAACCCCUGGAACCCCCUCAUGGAACUGCCAGCAUCCUCUUCGGAGGGCGUUCUGGGCCUGCCUCUGAGCCUUGGGAUCAUCUCACUGUCCCAGAAUGUGUUUGUCUGGCACAGGAUGUGUUGGUGCCUUCUACAAUUGGGUUAAAAUAUAGGUUGGGAAGGAGAUGGGGGGCACUAAGAUGGGAUGCUUGAGUUAUCUGUGGACAUCUUUGCCCUGCAUUAUUCCUGACAUUCCUCCCCAUCCCCAUAUUGUUCCUGUGCCAGGUGUAGUACCCAAGUUCCCAAGAGGUUUACGACUCAGGUAAGCCAUCAUUUUGGGGCUGGGGGAAGCAGGAUGGGGUGGUAUGUGUCUAAAAUGCUUAAAGAAGAGAGCACCCUCUCUCCACCAGUGCUAAUCCCCAGGCUCCUCCCCACCUUCUACCAUGGUGCCACUUCCCAGCAGGCUUUGAGUCCAUCGUUGUCUUGGUCCAAAGUUGGGGUUAAGGAACGGUAUUUCUGAAAUGGCCAAGAGCUUCUCCUUACACCCUCUGUCUCUCCUCUAAGGCCAAGGAUGAUGGUUUAUCCAGGUCACCUCAUCCCCUUACAGGAGAGAGAGUCUCCUUGGAGGACUUUGCUGCUUACAGGGAAGGGUGUAUAGCCCCAGGCAUCUCCACCUGCUUCAACCCCUAAGCCUGGCUUUGCCUAAGUGUAAGUGGUCCAUAAAUGCACUGGUCUUUUGGCGUGCUUUAGGCUUUUCCUAAACACCCGAGAAACCACUGCACUAGGGAGGCAGUUUUCAUGGCCAUUCUUCAAGAGAUGGACUCUGCUCUCUGGGGAGUUUAUUUUCUGGAGAAAGUUGGGCUUUUGUGCGAGCUACAUGCUGGAGGCCUUCCAGGCAAGUAAGAAACUAAAGUUUGAAUGGUAGAAAGUAUUUUUGACCAGUCUCAUCCAUAAUACUCGAGGAAAGGGAUGUAGUUGGUUUGAAUUGUUUCAAACAUUUUACCUUCCAAAUUCAACCACAACAGCUUGGGUCCUGGAAGAUAUUUUUUCUAUCUAAUUAUCCCAUGAUUAUUUUCUUUCCCUUUUUAAAAUAAACUCUAGCUCUCAAACAAGGUGAGAGCUAAAACAUGCUUACCUGUUUGAGGACUAGCAUGAUACCUUGGGUAGAGAGAAGAGGAGGAAGUCUUAUAUGAAGUAAUUUUUCUCUUCUUUCCACUCCUGCCCUUAGCCCCAUUUUUUAAAACCUAUUCUAAAGCCUUAUUUUUAUUUGGCCUCUUUUGAGAGAGGUUGACUUUUAUAAACUGUAACCAAAAAAACACACAACUUUAGAUAAUCCUUAAAAAUGACCUUAGAAAAUUCAGCUCAAAUCUAAAAGCAAGCCACCACCUGAUUCACACCUAAGAGGCUUUUUAAUUUGUGCCCUUACAUGGAUGGUGUAUUAAUUUCCUAAUUUCUAAUGUUGUUGGUUCUAAACACUUUAUAGAUGAUACUAAGGCUUUGUUUCAGAAAUUAAUUCACUUAGAGUAAAUAGAAUUUCCCAUCUGAGCAAACCUAUAAAAAUGCCAGUGUCAUUGUUAUGAACACUGGAAAAUGUUUAAAAGUAGUUUAGAAAUGUGAUUGAGGAGAUUAUUAAAUUUGUAACAGAUGCAUUUAAUUCAGCCAGCAAGUUCUAAAUUGCAUUGUGAACUGGUUGGAUACCGCACCCUAGAAGUUUAAACUGCAUUCAGCCUUGACAUUCUUCUAGGAGCAGGUGCUGUAGCUAGAAAUACGUUUUAGGAGAGCCUAUGGAAGCAGUACAGUAUGUCCAGCAUAUGAUGCUCAAACAGUGUUACAGAUAUUUUUUGUCUUAUGUCAGGGUGGGGAGAAGAUAUAACCUUAACAUUUACCAAAAAACCCCACAAACCAACAUUUUGGACAAUAGGAAACUAGGCCAUUAAAGGGCUUGAGCUUUGAAGGAGUAUUUUUUAAAAUGUUCAUGAAAUUCAACUAUGAGAAGAUGUAUUAGGGAUAAAGUGUCACAGCACAAAAGUACUGUAUUUUUAUGGAUUUUAUGCCAGUUGUUUACAUGUAUUAUGUAUGUUAAAUAAAAAAACCCUGAAAUUUCA